This is a messenger RNA of Pelobates cultripes (western spadefoot toad), 28129 nucleotides long. NCBI's taxonomy places the organism in Eukaryota, Metazoa, Chordata, Amphibia, Anura, Pelobatidae. The record is from the annotation of a GenBank genome assembly.
GUCAGGGACCUGGACGGUCAGAACACGUCCUCUGCGUCACACGUGCCGACUGGGAGGAAACCGGAAGUAAGAUGGCGGCGCUCAUGUGGAGGACAGGCUGUGCUCAGCGUCAAUUAAGCCGGUAAGAGAGCGUUAAUACAUAGGAUUGCGGGGCGGGGGUACGGGCAUGACACCGGUAAGGGCCCCGGGCCCCAUAUUAUAAAUUCUGUGAUGCUCAGAGACUGGGAGCCCAGUGUGCUGUCUGUAUCCUCCGUGUCAGCCCGGUGUGCGGUCAGAGCGUUGCCGCUGGUUACUGCGGGCUCUGGGGAAAGAGUGCAGACAGGACUCACUGGACCACAGAGGAAUGCAUCCACCCUGGAAGAAAAAAAGAGUCAGGGGAAAAAAUAAAAACAUAAAAUAUCACGUGAAUAAAUAAAACAUGCUCCUUUCACUCCCCAGAUGUUACAGCCUCUAUCACACACCACUAAGGCAGACAUACACUCACUCACACAUUAUUAUAUGUUUUAAAGGGACACUAUAGGCACCCAGACCACUUCAGCUCAUUGAAGUGGUCUUGGUGCAAACUCCCAUCACUCUUGACCCUGAGCAUGUAAUUAUUGCAGUUUUUAUAAACUGCAAUAAUUACCUCUGAGGAUUAACUCCUCCUUUAGUGGCUGUCUACCAGACAUCCACUGGAGGGACUUCCGGAAUUGAAACGGACCCUUGGUCCUUUAUCUGACGCUGGACGUCCUCACGCUCUGCAUGAGGACUUCCAGCAUCAGAUUUUUCCCUAUAGGACAGCAUUAAAUAAUGCUUUCCUAUGGGGAUAUCCUAAUGCGAGCGCAGCCUUUGGCACACAUGCACAUUAGGUCUCCUCAGCCGGUGGACAUCUGCGGGGGCGGAGUGUGGGCAGAGCUGAGUCAGCGCUGAGGAACAUCGGCAUUAGGAUAUCCCCAUAGGAAAGCAUUAUUUAAUGCUGUCCUAUUGGGAAAAAUCUGAUGCUGGAAGUCCUCAUGCAGAGCGUGAGGACGUCCAGCGUCAGAUAAAGGACCAAAGGCCCGUUUCAAUUCCGGAAGUCCCUCCAGUGGAUGUCUGGUAGACAGCCACUAAAGGAGGAGUUAACCCUUUAGAGGUAAUUAUUGCAGUUUAUAAAAACUGCAAUAAUUACAUGCUCAGGAUCAAGAGUGAUGGGAGUUUGCACCAAGACCACUUCAAUGAGCUGAAGUGGUCUGGGUGCGCAUAGUGUCCCUUUAAAACGUAUAAUAAUUUGUGAGUGUAUGUCUGCCUUUGUGGUGUGACAUCUGGGCAGUGAAAGGAGCAUGUUUUAUUUAUUCACGUGCUAUUUUAUGUUUUUAUUUUUUCCCCUGACUCUUUUUUUUUUUUCUUCCAGGGAGAUGCAUUCCUUGGUGGUCCAGUGAGUCCUGUUUGCACUCUGCUGGCUGCCCAGGCUCUUUUCCCAAAGCCCGGCAGAGUGCAGUAUCUGAGUGUUGCCAUAGUAACCAGUGGCAAUGCUCUGACAGAACACCGGAUGGUUGCUUUUGAUGUCUUUCUCUAACACUGCCUACAUUUGAAGGAGUAAUUAGUAAUAUUUUCUGUUUUACUUUUAGGCUCUUUGUGUGUGGAAAUUUCCCCUUGAGUAGUGUUCCCGUGAGAGUUCUGCAUACAAGUAAGUAUUUACACGAGGCUGGUUAUAUGAUAGAUUUUCUUUUUAUUUUCAGGUCAUUGAUGGCCAAAAGGUAAAUCCAGAUGUUGUACAUUUGCCUUUAGAAUGGUUAAGCAUUGUAUGAGUUGUAGUUCUAACUAUUGGCCAUCACUAUUGUUGGACGUGUCCAUUUAACAUAAGUGCUGGACAGGUGCACUCAAUCUAAUACAAACAUUUGAUAGAUCGUCUGAUCAUAUGUUUCUUGUGCAUAGCUUGGAAUAUGACUAGAAGAAGAAGUGUGUGUAUUUAAGAGUUGGAAUGGUAAAAAUAAAUAUAUAUCAAAAGCUGUUAAAGGAACUCUCCUAGCACCAUAACUACUACAGAGCACCACUAGCCGUCUCCACUACUGGUCAGUUACACCCGACCAGAAACUCUCUUCACUGAGCUCAGCCCAGUGGUGGAGGACUUAGUUUAUUAGCUAUGAGUGGUUAGUUGACGCUUUUAGCAAAUGAGCUAGCCUUGCACUCUGGGACUUAGCUCACGAAAUCUAACAGUUUAAAAACAGAAAUAAUACAUAAUCUAAUAAUCUGAAAGAGCUCUUCAAUACUUUUUCAAAUAUGACAGAAGUGCAAAUUUGGAACUUUGUAAGUACUGAAGACAUGGACCUGCAAUUUUGCAUAGCCUCAUACUUGAGGUGGCCCUUUCAUUAUGCCAAAUUAAAUAAACAAAAACAAUUUAUUCAAAGAAUGUGAGCUGGAUGACCUAGUUGAUUUGACAAGGAAUGGCCCUGAACUGGAAACAUAGCUGGAUAUUGUUUUCUAGUUCUGCUCUUUUGAACUUUAAUGUGAAAUUGAUUUUGAAUUCUCACGUUACUGAAUAACCAUGUGAGUUAAAUAGUGGAUGUGUGAGCUGGUCAUUGGACAAAAAUAGUUGGGUAAUGUUAAAAUUUAAUUGCUAGAACAAAUGCAUUGGUUGCUGUAAAUAUUUUUAUAAAGAAUAAUAUGAUCAUUUCCUUGAACAGCAUAAGGUAUGUAUGUUAAAUGAGCACUCAAAGCACCAUAGCCAAUACAGUGGUUUUGGUACCAAGAGUGCCCUGGACCUCCGGCUCUGAAAUGUACGCUAGUAGCAUCUGUUAGCUCUCCUGAGUUAAGCUCUGUAAAGCUGUAGUUUUGUCUUCUGUAGUGUUUUUUUGUCUGCUGUGUUAAUUUAAUUUAUCUGUAUGUUGUAACUUUAUUUCUGACUUCUUAAUUUGAGACUUAAUUUUGUUUCAUAUUUUUUUUUUUUAAUACAUAACAAUGUAUAGAAUAUACAGGGUUAUUCACUUUAAACUGAUGGGAGUUCAAAGUGCAUUUUAAAGGAACAUUAUAGUGUUAGGAAUACAAACUUGUAUCACGGAAGUUAAAAGAAUACUCUAAGUAUUGGCUCGCUCUCGUGGUUCUGGUGUUAGAAGUCCCCUGGCACAGUCUGAUGAUAAACUGUCAAAUCCUUCGUGAACAGUUUAACAUUUGGCCCAGCUUUCGGUCUGACCAGAUAUCUAAGGACCAUUAUCUAAAGAGCUCUUACCAACUUAUGCCAUUUGUUUUAUGUUUAGAGUGUACCUUUAACAAUGUUAAGGGGGGUUAUUUAGUUGUAGCCAGAGAAUAAAUUAUGUGCCUUUCCCCUGUACCCAUGUACAUAAAAAUACAAAGCGAGUGUAGUUAUGCGUUGCCAUUCUAAUAGAUAGUUGGAGGCUUGUGUAAUAAUUGCAAUUUAAUGUAUUUUUAUUUACUUUUUUCUAGUCAAAAUAUUGACACAUUUUUGUAACAAAUCUAUCUAUUGAUGCUGUUAGCUUUAAUUAUUUGCUACCCGCAGCUAUGAUGUAUUUUCAAUUAUUUUAUACAGAUGGAAGGAGGAAAUUACAUGCCGCCUCUACCAGCAUGGUUGCCAAAAUUCGACCGCUCUAUGUCCUACUGGGAACAGGUGGGGGAUAUGCAGCUUUCAGACAGUAUGAGAACUAUAAAGACCAUCACCAGGAGAAAUUGGGCUUAGAAGUGCAACGGAAAGUGGCUUAUACCUGGGAGGUAGGAAAAGCAUGUUCUAUUUUCUGUAUAUCCAACAAAUGAUCUGUUCUCAGAAAUGCUAUUUGCACAGUGUUUUGUGAGCUCACUCAGUCUUGCAUUAGUGAAAACCAAUCGUGGUAUUUUGUUAAGAUAAUUCUAAUAUAUUGAAGGACUUUAAAUUACUUUGUCUCAUUAAAGCUGUUCGAGAACUUGAGCAAAGUAUUUUAGCAAUGCGUUAAGGGCAUUAUUUAUCAAGUCAAUAUUAUGCAAUAUCAGGAAAAUGCUAACUGUGGAGCAGUCCUUAAAAAUAAUAAAACAAAUGUAGCUGCUAAUUGUUCCACAUUAGACUGUUUUACCUAGUAUUGCUCCAAAUGUCUUUGAAAACAUGGCCAUCAUGAUUCAGUGCCAAUAUAGUUUUAUGUGUUUUCUCAGGAGGUGGUAAAGAUUCCUAUCUUAAUGUGACAGUCCCCCUCCUUUCCACAUAGCAACCUUCUUGUAUUUUGAAAGAACACUCCCAAGUUCGAUAAUCAGUACAGCCAUUUGUAGUGGUUAUGGUACAAGGAAAGCCCUGGUGUCUUCCUAGAGUAAAUAGUUAAACCCUGGUUAGUCUUGAAACCGUUAUUAAGAAUUAGUUGAUGUCCUCUGGGAAGGCAGCAGGGCGCUCCUAGCACCAUAACCUCUACAGCACCCCUGAAAGUAAACAUGUAUAGAGUAUUGUAUCAAACAUUGCAUAUCAGAAAUGCUUUAUGAACAUAUAAAAUCACAUUCUAAGAAUAAAUCAGAACUGCUACGAACAUUUGUGGUAGAAGUUGUUCCUAUUUUAAUAAGACAAGCUGUGCUUUCAUUGAGUGUCAGAAAUUAGAGUUUGGAUGCCUUGUGUCUACCAAGUGUGUUUUUUAUUAUUUCAGUGAUUGGAUGUUGGUGUGACAAGCUAAUUAUGAUUUCACUUAAUGAUUCUUGGCCAUACAGAGAAAUGUUGGCCUUGUCUGGCUAUUUUUCUAGUGCAGAGAUUCUUAAAUAAACACCAUCGGGUUAGGAACUCAAGCAUGUAUUCCUGACCCUAUAGUGUUAAAACCACCAUGCACCCCCCCUUUGCUUCCCAAAUAUAGUAAAAUCUUGUAUUCAAGUCUGCAGCUGCUGCCUCUGCCCCUGAUCUGCCUGUUUGGCUGACAUAAUCAGAAGUAGUGGUCUGAGCCAAUCACAAUGCUUCCACAUAGGAUUGGCUGAGACUGUCAAGGAGGCAGAGCCAGCAUGAUUCAAACACAGCCCUGGCCAAUCAGCAUCUUCUCAUAGAGAUGCAUUGAAUCAAUGCAUCUCUAUGAGGAAUGUUCAAUGUCUCCAUGCAGAAGGUGGAGACACUGAAUGGCUGUGCUGCACAGUGUGCAGCACUGCCUGAGGAAGCUUCUCUAGUAGCCAUCUGAGGCGUGUGCAGUGAAGCUAUCACUAGGCUGUAAUGUUAACACUGCAUUUUCUCUGAAAAGUGUUUACAGCAAAAAGCCUGAAGUUAAAGGACCACUAUAGUGCCCUGAGGCUCUGGGGUGAGGAAGGAGUUAAACUUACCUCUUUCUCCAGCGCCAGGCGGAGAGCUCUCCUCCUCUUCUGCUGAAUGCGCAUGCGCGGCAAGAGCUGCGCGCGCAUUCAGCCAGUCCAUAGGAAAGCAUUCUCAAUGCUUUCCUAUGGACGCUGGCGUCUUCUCACUGUGAAAAUCACAGUGAGAAGCGCGGAAGCCCUCUAGCGGCUGUCAAUGAGAAAAAAGGGUUAAACCUAGCUGGACCAGGCACCCAGACCACCUCAUUAAGCUGAAGUGGUCUGGGUGCCUAUAGUGGUCCUUUAAUGAUUCUACUCACCAGAACAAAUUCAAUAAGCUGUAGUUGUUCUGGUGACUAUAGUGUUCCUUUAACCUUUUUGUUGGGAACCCAAGUUAUGUACAUUGAUUUAGUUUGAUGAUCAAUUUUAAAGAUACAGUGAGUGGUGGAGUUGAAACUUUUUUUUUUUUUUAAUUUUGUAUUAUAGGCGAUGCAUUAAAAAUGUUCAUAUUAUUCACAAUAUAUUUGAAAUGAUAAAAGAUACUUCACACGUGAAGUCUUUGUAGUUUGCGUUCUUGUGGAGUCUUUGCAUGUCCAUUUUAGUGGGAAAUGGGAAUGGAGUAGUUCGAGACUUAUAUUAAUUAUUAUUAUUUUUAUAGCGCCAAUAUAUUUUGCAGUGCCAUACAAUCAUAGAAUGAAUAUAACUGACAAGUAGUUAACAUACAAAAUAUUAACAGAUAUAAGAGGUGAAGAAAUUAGCUUACAGUCUAUGAAUAUUAUGUUCUACCUCAACAGCGCUGCCAUCUUUUCAGCACUAUUCUACCGGUGACUUAACCUGCCCAGAUUUGUCUGCCAAGCACAAAGAGUAUAACAGUCUAUGGAAGAUCCAUUAAGACUGCAAGAUGUUUCCUAAAUAUUUUCAAGCAAUAAGGUGCCAUUGGCACCUUUUGUGUACCACGUGAGUUAAUGCUUGUUUCCAUCAGCUGUCAUGACCAACAGCUGAUAAGAAGUAGCAGCAGAAACUCUGCCUAUUGCCAAAGUUUGGCUGUGACGUCAGACAUUGUAGUCCCUCUUUGUCUCCUGUAUGAAUUUUUGUUGAUUCAAAGAAAUUUCAAGAGCUAAAGAUUGUAGCUUUAUGAAAACUUUAACGUGAACAAUGUGUGUCUGUACUUAUACGAAUACUGAUAUUAUACUUUUUUUUUUUUUUUGAGGCACGAUGCCAGAUUUUUGUGUGUGUAAUUAAUAUAUAUAUGUGUGUGUAUGUAUUGGUGUAUGGAUUUAACAAUAUGUGGCAGUAUGCUUCGAUGCUGUUACAGUUGGCAUAGGUAAGAGAUGUAUGUCCCAGUUGCUGUGUAGAGGGAGGAGCAAGACUGAGCAACCUUCUUAUCACACAGCAGAGAAUUAGUCUGUCGUCACAUCCUCCAUCAGUGUAGAAGGCAGCAGAAACUGGCGGCCUUAGACCUGAUGAUGUGUCAUUCACAGAGAGGCCAGCUCGCUCUGGACCUACACCUGAGGAGAUGGUGAGAUGCCGGAAACCUGUAACCAACCCUCCUCCCUCCCGGUGUAACCUGCACAAAGUGAAACUUCAUGUUCGCAGAACACGAGCAGCCAGCACCAGCAGCUGGGGCAGGGAGGAACACACCGAUCCAUCAGAACCAGCAAAAUCCGACAGUAGCACUUCCAACAGACGGUCGCGCUUCAGGUACCUUCAGACAUCAGGUCAGCUGAGCCUGGGGAAGGACAGAGAGAGCAAUGGCUAAGCUUUUGUUUGGCCUAAUUAAGUGAAAGCUCCUUAUGUAUUCAGUGGUGUGAGCAAGAGAGGGGGGAGAAUGAUGUUACUGUGCAGGCAGUCGGGCAGAAAAGCAGCUGGCUCAGCAUGUGCUGUAUGAAUGAGAUACCGGGACUAAGAGGAAUGUGUCUCUGGAAGCAAUGGAUGGGAAAAGAGGGAGCUAGGCAGGGAUUGGUCGUCGGCUGUCUGCAGUGAAGGGGGGGAGAGAGAGGCGGCCCUGGCUACUGGGUACCUCAUCUUCUGGGUUUCCCGGUAAUGGUUAGGAGCUCAGGCUGAGGAUAACUGCACUCUGGUGAGUAAUCUUUGUGGAGGCAGUUUAUUCUAUUUUAUGUGUCACUGCUAUGAAUAUUUUUCUGUUUUUAUAAUUGCAUAAGUAAAUAUUGUGUUUCAGUGGUGGUCAGAGACUUGGUAUAUUGAUUUUGUUAUUCUUGCUGCUGUCCAUCUUCAUUUUGACAUACAAUUGAUACAUGCAGUCCACAGAGACCGCACUCUGUGUGUUUACAUGUGGAUAGUCUUUACUCAGCAGUUCUUAAGCACAAGGAUAUAGGCCUCACUUAAUCCUGGGUAAUGAUAUAAAGAUGUGAGAGUAACAUUUUACUUUCUAAAGUGUCUCUUUAAUCAUCUUGUAUGUCCUAGUUUGCACGCAUCUAUGCAUUUCUCACAGAAGGUUAUUGUACUGAAGCUAGUCUUGAGACACAAAGGAAUGUGUGACUCUCUACAAGAGACAUGUAUCCUUGGAAACGAUGCCCCUUGUUCUUUUUAUGGCUGGGAAGAAGCUGUAGAGGGGGUUUCUUAUGCUAAUUACAGUUGCCAGAACACUGAAAGCAAGCUUUAGUAUUUUCUAAUUUAGCUCCAAUGUAUGUUCUCUUAUUGAAUAAUCGCUCUAUAUGUCCAAAGCUUGACACAUUGUCCUGUAUCUUGUGCAGUGUAUGCUCUCAGCGACAGAGGCCUAAUGUGCUAGCUACUGUCUCAUUUUAAAUCUCUUAAUUAAUAUUCUGCAUAUUACCUCUGGUUCUGUCUCGUCGAUUUGAUGCCUGGACUACUGUCCUUGUGUCGUAAUUUAUACUUUGCCAAUCUACUGUCCUGCUGUCGUCAUUUGUACUUUGCCCUUGCAGGAUCUUUUGACACUUGUGUCUGAUCCCACAGGUUGCAGUUCCCCCAGCUGGCACUCAGAAGGAGGUUGGGGCAGCUGACCUGCAUGUCUAGGUCCGCCCUGAAACUGCGGUCCUGGCCUCUGACAGUUCUUUAUUACCUUCUACCUUUCGCUGCACUUAAGCCCUUGGCCAGAGUGGGAUGGCGCCCAACCAGCAGGGUAAGUUUCCUGCAAGGUAUCCAUCUUGUUUCAAGGUAGAACAUAUGAUUGAUUGGGUACUGCGUGGAAACAGGAACUCUGGGUAAUGGUUUGGUUUGUCAUAGCUUUAUUUUGGACCCUUCAUUCAGUCGGUGAAAGUUAUUGUUCAUGGCAUUGUAUGGAUGUUCAAAUCAGAAAACUGUACAUUGUGUGGGAGAGAUGCUGGAACAGGAUUGCAAUUUCUUUUUAUUUUUUUUCCUCUCAGAGCUUACCCCAUGCCUUUUUAUUGUGUGGGUUGUAUAGAAUGCUGACUUUGUGCUGGCAAUGUCUAGCCUGGCAUAAGAUACAAAACCGUGGAAACAUUGUCUGACUCAAGGAGCUGAUAUUCUAAACACUGUGGCCGAGCUAAAUCGUGAUUAGAGACUGCAUUGUGUGUGAUACCUGUCUAAAUGGAUGUACCCAGAGACAUAAUGUUCCUGUUAUGGUUUUGUAGUAAAUCAAACCAGAGAAGAAUCCCAUACAGACUAAAAACACAACUCUAUGAGAAUUUUGUAAGAAUCCAUCAUGUCACUAGGUAUAACUGUAUUUAUGUAUGUUUUUCCUCAUCGAGGUAAUAAAGGUCAAAACUAUUGUAUUAUUCAAUAUGAAACACCCGAUCUUUAGGUAUUGUGGCAUGUACUUACUUGCUACUACAUAUUCUUUCAUCCUAUCCUGUGUGUCUCAAUGCUUCACUGUGAAGCAUGCACACUGUCCCUGUCAUUACUGGUAUUAUAACAAACUGGAGAUUUUUCUAUGUACAGAAGCAGUGAGGGAUCUUAAUAGCUGAUCUACUCCCAGUUCAGUCCAUGUUUAUGUCCAACAAACAUAAAUGCAAAUUUUUACACCACAUAAUAAAGCUUGAUUCACUUCAAGCUAGCAUUCUUUUUGUUGAACACUUUUGUACAUGAAUAGUUGGCCUGUUCUAUAUUUAUAUUUAAGCUUUUGUCACAGAUACUAGCAGUACUCCUCAUAUGCACAUGCUUAUACCGCGGCAGUCAAUGCAUUUAAUCAGGCUGCUUACAUCGGUUUCUGAAUCUAGUCUGCCAAAUAUAAUGAAUCCAAUAAUGCACAUUGAGGGCUAGUAUUUGUGUAGUAUUUUAGGCACACAAUAAUUAAAUAGCAAUGCUACUAUAAUGAGGAAUCCUCUGAACUCCAUAUUAGCUUACAUUUAUCUUAGUCUAGGUUGGUUUUUUUUUUUUUGUGCAAAGGGCUCUCCUGUCUUGAUAUCUGCACCUUUUCUUCCUAGUAUUUUCUGCUGGCAUUAUAAACCUAGCUUCUAGAAUUUAUGUUCAGUGGUUUCACCUUGUAUAAGUGACAGAUAUGUACAACAGAUAAUGAAAUAAGAAUUUUACACAUAUCAAUAUUUCCUCAUAUGCAAUUAAAUGCUAAAAUCGUAUAUUAAGGAUGCUAACACUAAAUAGUUUAUCCUAGAUCAAUACUGACAAAUGUGAUCUAGAGUUGACAAUAUAAAUACUCCGUGUAGCAUAAAACAAAAAAAAUAGCAAAGCACCGCUUACGUGAUCCUAUCCAUGCAGUUUUAGCAUGUCUAAGUGUUUAUAAUAUACGGCUUAACAGAGUCACUUGCAAAACAGCAUUGAGUCAAUAUUCUUAUUUGUGUGUGUCCUCUAGCACCAUAUUGCAAAGUCACAGCACAAUAGCCAAUAGUACAAUAACCAGUCUUCUGUCUACCUACAGUAUUGUGUAGCGUUGGGCCCUCAAGCAAUAUCAUGUAUUGUGUGACCCUGACAAAUGUAUUAUAUAGCAAACACUCAGAAUAGAAACACAAGUGAUGACAAUCACACAAACCUGACAAAUAGGCAUACCGAGUUGUUGCUAGCCCUUAGCAGGUUACUGCAUUCACUUCAGUGAACUGGGCAGAGAUUGCCUCAUCUGAAUAAAUUCCAUUACUUUGAGCCACUGGUAUGUCCGCUUAUACGAGUCCUCUUGUCCUGUUCACACUUAAUAGGUACAUAAGCACAUUUCAGUCUUUCUCAAGGUAGGAAGACUGUGUAAAAGUAAAACAUUUAUAAAUUAGGGUUAAAGGGACUCUUUAGUCACCAAAACAACUUUAGCUUAAUGAAGCAGUUUUAGUGUAUUGAUCAUGCCUAUGCAGUCUCACUGCUCAAUUCACUGCUAUUUAGCAGUUAAAUCACAUUUGUUUCUAUAUGUGCAGCCCUAGCCACACCUCCUCUGGCUGUGAUUGACACAGCCUGCAUGAAAACAAAAUGGUUUCAUUUUCAGUCAAUCUUACUUUAAAAUGUUUAGCUCCUGUUCUGUAAAUUGAACUUUAAUUACACACAGGAGGCUCAUACAGAGUCUAGCAAGCUAUUAACAAAGCAGGAGAUAUGAAAUUCUAAAUUAAACAGAAUUUGCAAUAAGGGAAAUGUAAAAAAUUAGAUUACUCUUUACAGGAAGUGUUUAUAACUCCUAAAUGGCAGAUAAUUUAGCAGUGAGACUGCAGGGGCAUGAUCUAUACACAAAAAACGCUUCAUUAAGCUUAAGUUGUUCUGCUGACUAUAGUGUCCCUUUAAUAAAACCAUACUGGUUCUUCAAAAUGUGAAGCCUUUAAGACUUGAAGGUAUUUGAUUAAUGAAUAACAUGGUUUUAAAAGAUGUGGCAUUUAAUGUUAGUGUGAAAUAAUCAUGUUUAUAGUUUUUGUUGAUAUAGUCUUAUAUAGUGCACUAUAUCUAAGACAUUUUCACUUUUUAUCAUUUUUUUGUGCCCUAAUAUGUAAUUGGAAUAUAUUUUGGUGGCUUGUGGUUACCAAAAUACGUUUCCUUUUUAUUUUUACUAUAAUCUGGAUAUAUUUUACAAUCGUGUUCUUCAGAUGAAAUUAUAAUGGAUUUUUAGUUUUUUGUUUAUGUUUGGAAUAUAAUUUUGUUUCUUAAAAUUCAAUUUAUAAUGCUUUUUAAAGGGACACUAUAGGCACUUUAGCUCAUUGAAGUGACCUGGGUGCAAAACUAAUUAUUGCACUUUUUAAGAAACUGCAUUAAUUUGCUUGGAGGGUUAACUACAUCUCUAGUGGCUGUCUAACACACUUUUGGCUGUCUGUCGCUGGACAUCCUGCGUCACCCAAAACCCCAUAGGCGUGGGAGGGGGGAGCUAUUGUUCCAGGAAUUACAUUAGCAGUGUGCAUUUCCCUAAUGUAAUUAUUAGUUAUAGUUUGUUCUAUCAUUUCCAUGAUCCUGACAGCGUGGAGUCUGCUUUUUUAAAAAAAAUUUUAAAUGUAUUUCCUUUUUUAAAUUUUUUUUUUUAAUAUAGUUUACAUACUUUUAAGGACCAAUAUAAUUACUGACCAAUUAUUUAUAAAUUUCGCACUGCUUAAAGGAACACAAUAUUGUUAUAACAAUACAAACCUGUAUUCCUAAUGCUGUGGACUUCCCUUACCCCUAGUUUGACUUGGGAAGUGUAAAAAAAAAAAAAUGAGUUUAAUUACCAUUACUCCGGCACCCAGUCUCCCUUGGAGCUGCCGCCUGCUCCUCCUGACUAGAUGUCACCCUGGCGGUGAUAGUUCAGUCUAAUGCUCCUCAUAGAAGAGCAAUGGGGACUGCAGGCGCUGGGAUCUGCCAAUCAACACACUGUGCAGUACAGUUAGUUUAAAAAUUGGAUCUUUCAUUACAGGAGGUGUGUAUGGAGGCUGUGUAAUGCACUUGUAAGGAGGUGUGGCUAAGGUGCAUAAACUAAUUUAACUCCUAAAUAGCAGAGAAUUGAGCAAUGAGACUGCAUGGGGCAUAAUCUAUACACCAAAACUGCUUCAUUAAGUUGAAGUUGUCUUGGUUCUUUAGGUUUUUCUUACGAGGGUAGGAGUGUCCAGCUGCUUUCAUAUCUUCUGCAGUGUAGAGCCGAAGGGAGCUGGGAGGUAGAAUCGCUAGAGCCAAACGUUUCACCUCCUGAAUGUAAGAAGGUGCCAGUUUCUGUGUGUUUUCUUUCUGGGUAUAUGAAAAAAAGUCUUGUAUUACAGCUUAUUGAAUAGGGCCUAAGGCAAGAGCUCUUUUGGCAGACGGGAAAAAAAGCUGCAAUUCUUCCUGAGAGUAAUUGAAAUAGUCCCUUUUAUAAAGUGUCACAAAUAUAAAGUGUGCGUGGAAUGUUCCUUUACCCACUUGUUCCUAAAUGUCACCUCCUGCCCUAAGUUACAUAAGGUUGAAUGGAACAUAGACAUGUAACCAAGUAGUAUGUUUAUCAGUUUAUAGGGGUGAUUUCAUGUUUUUUAUACAGUAGUACCCUAUUAAUAAUAUAUGAGCUGGUUAGAGCAGUGAUAGCAUCAAUGCCUUCGAACUGGGCAAGACACCUAACAAUGUAAUAUAUCUGCCUGCCUCAAAUUCUUCUAGAUUGUAAGAAGCUCAUUUUAACGAUGCCUUCCUCGUCUCUACAUAUCCCCUUUCUUUCUAGCUCUGUGGAAUACGUUGGUGCUAUAUAAAUGCUAAAAAUAAUAAUACCUUUUAUUGCGACAUGCAAAGAAUCUAAAUUUAGGAAAAUCUCUCUUUGCGUUAGUUAUUGAUUCGUUUUAUAAUGGAGAAAUCAGAAAAGCACCAUAAAUUUGAUAUUGAAGUUACCAGAGCCCAAAGUUGUCAAAAGACACAAUGAAAUGAAAAUGGAACUUCUUGCUGAUUCUCCCAAGAGAUCUGAGCUAGUUUUAGUAGAAUAAUUUAAAUCGGUGAUGAGUUUAUAUAAUACCCUGAGUUUUGUCGUUUCCUUUUUUGUGUUUUUUGUUUUUGUGUAGGAUAUAUAUAUAUAAAAAUAUGUAUAUUUUCCUAAAUUCCAUGAUCUUUUCUCUCUAGGCCUUGCUAAUUGCAUGAAUUAAAAAAAUAAAAAUAAUUUUUUUUACAGAUUGUAAGCUUGUUUGUGCAGGGCCUUCUUCCCCACUUGUUAAUAUUUUGUAUGUCAAUUACAUGUUAUCAAAAAUCCCCAUUCUAUAAUAGUAAUGUACUGUGUAAUAUGUUGGCGCUAUAAAAAUACUAAUAAUAAUAAUAGUAAUUAUAAUAAUUCAAGUAUUGUAUGAAACUUAAAUUAAAAAUAUACAAAAUGACUUAAUAAUUUUAAUUAUUAUGAUGGAUUCCUGCUCAGGAGUUGUUAAAAAGUAUGACACUUGCCUAAACCCAUACAGCUAGAAUCUGUGGCAUUUACUUAUCACAAAAGUCCCACAUGGGCAUCCUUGAACCAAUAUGCCUGGCUGUUCGUCUCUGUACCAACCCCAUGCUAUUUGGCUUAUUAGUGACAUAUGGCUGAUCCCUCCUGACACAAGGUACAUGAAUAAGUGUUCUCUGUCUGGAUUACUGAUUUAGAUAUACAUUUUCUUAGUUGCAUAAAGCUGAUGGUUGGUGAAUGAUCUUUGUUCAAGGUGGAGAGCUCUGAAUUAAUUUUUGUAAGUGAAUAAGAUAUUUUUACAGCAGGAGCAGCAAGAACGCAAACUAUUGUCAUGACAUAUCUUUCCAUUACAUACAUAUAAUGUCAACUAGACAAGAGCUUUUUCAGUUUCAAGAGUAGAAACGUUUACUGAAAUGUAAAAAAAACAAAACAAAAACCUGGAAAUCUGCAAUGUUGUUAUGUUUUAAAAUGCAUAGCUGUAUUUCCGUUACACGAACCUUGUUUUGCGUACAGGUUGCCCUUUACAAAUCUGUGCCAACACGACUGCUCUCACGGGCAUGGGGACGCUUGAAUCAGGUUGAACUUCCAACAUGGCUCAGGAAGCCGGUGUACAGCUUGUAUAUCUGGACAUUUGGGGUGAACAUGAAGGAGGCUGCAGUGGAAGAUCUGCACCAGUACCGCAAUCUCAGCGAGUUCUUCCGCAGGAAACUGAAGCCUCAGGCACGGCCUGUUUGCGACUCCCAUAGCGUGGUAUGUUUGGGGAAUUUACUGCUGUACAUGCUCAACGACAUUAGCCUUCUGGUUUAGGAUAUGGAAAUUGAUUUCAUCUAAAUUUAAUAAUACUGAUUCAGUUUCUAAAAAAUUUUUUUAUAUGUAUUGCUCGUUAAAGCCUUAAUCCAGGGCAUUGAAUUGAAAGUGUUUAACUUCUAGAAAAUGGUUCAACACUGAAUGAAGGGAACUUGCCAAUUUAAAGAGUUGAAAUGGACAUAGUGCCUACAGUGUCCCUUUGUGUUUCUUUUCUGAUCUUGUUAAGUAUAUAUAAAAUAGGUCCUCCGAGUCACUCUGCCAGGUGUCUCAGAGGCUUUUUCCAAUCACUGGGAUCUAUCUACUGAGAGUUACCCCCAUACGUGACUGUUAUGACUUGAUGCUUAUCUGUGCUUGAUGAGUCCUUUCAAUGAACACCUGUUCAUUCACCAGUGCUAAUAUCAUAAGGCCCUGAUGUGUAUUUGUUAAUUUAGUUGUUAAUUUUCUUUAUGUUCUUUUCUUUGUGCAUGUUUCUCUUUACCCUCUGGCUCAUUAGUGCUACCCAGUGCUCACGCCCCCUCCCCACCUCAGGAUUAAAAAUAAAAAUAAAAUAUAUCACUCUUAGCCGGAUAAGUGCUAGGUGGCUUGCAGCAUUUUUUUCAGAAGUACAUCUAAUACACCAUACCAUUAGUGGUUUAAGGCACUUUCUAGAGCCCCACGAAUUUGUUAUUGUUAUAUCGUCAUAAAACCCACCGUUCACAUUGUUUAACCCUCUACUGUGUCCCUCUACACCUGCAUAUCUACGUAAUAAUGCUGAUAAUAAUCCAUAAUGUUCUUUUUGGAUAAAUAUCUGGUGAUAUAUAAAUAUAUUGAGGUUGUAUGAUGCAGGUACUACCUAAAUGAAAGCAAACUAUCCCAGUCCCAAUGGUGUAAUGAAUAUGUAGCACUAGUGAUCGCUGUAAGUGAUCAGGAUCACUUCAGUUACAUCCUUUAGUAUUCUAUGGUUAGAAUGAUAAUAUUGUAUGAUUAUGUCAUGGUUUAACUCUUGGUUACCAGUGCUGUGUGAACUCCAGAAAUACAUUAACUAAUUUUAUCCCACAGAUUAGUCCAUCUGAUGGAAAGAUCCUGCACUUUGGUAGAGUGAAAAACUGUGAGGUGGAGCAAGUAAAAGGAGUAACCUAUUCACUGGAAUCCUUCCUGGGCCCUCAGACCUGGACCGAAAACUUGUCCAUCAGCAAAUGUAAGUUGAGCUUUUGUGCAGGGUUCGCCAUCAAGUGUCAGUGACUGUCUGUUCUUCAAAGAGGACCCUUCAUACUUUAACAUAUGUUAGGUAAGAUGACAUUGGAGAAAAAAUAACCUUAAAGAAAUACACUUAGUUUAUUGUAACCGCACGUUGACUGUCAUAGACACUGGCAUGCCUGUUGACUCCAUGCACGUCUUCGCUGCCUCACUUGCCUGUGCUUGCAUCUUUGUAUUCCCAUUGUAUUCUUGUGGAUGUCAGAAAAUGUCUAAGUAAAGCUACAUAUAGAAUUAUUAACUAAACGCCGAACUGAAGUUGAUUAAAAACCGAAUAUCAAAAUGUCCCAUUACAUAGCCAAGCUGUGACUAGCAUAGUUGGAAAAUCUUUUUCCAAUUCUGCAAUGUUUGCAUUCAGUGUUCAGUUCACUUAGUAUAAUUACAAUUCCAGAGUUCAUUGAGUAAACCCCAUUUAUUCCUUGGUAAAAAUGCCUACACCAGCGCAUGUCAAUUAAAAUAUUGAGCUUAACAUGCUGAAGUCGGUGUUAACUUCAGUGGUACAAUCACCACUUCAGAAAGGGUAAUAAUGACUUGAUCAUUGAAAUCAUUCAGAAUGAUGGCAGCAAGGGUCAACCGUUUAGAAACACUUCAUAAAAUAUGAACUAAUGUGAAAUAAAAAGAAAACAAGCAAAAAAAACCUGUAACGUAAGUAAUGUGUUGGCAGCAUACUGGAUAGUUUAUAAAUAAUAAUAGCAACAGCAACUUCAGUAUUCACUGCAUAUGACACUGAGUCAAGAGUGUCCAAAUGGUAGAUCUUCAGAUGUUUUAGAACAACUCCCAUGAUUCUUUGUUAUGCACAAGUAGUAAGUGGAGGACUUGGGAAAGGGAUCUUGGUAAGAAGGAGGUGGUGACUGGACAGGAACUGUGCGGCGACCUGGAAGGAGCUAUAAUUGUGCAUCUGGGUUUAAUUUCACAGCAGCUACAAUGGCAGGGAACAGACAAACCUGCAGAGGAAGGUUUAAAACAUAUUAAAGUAAAUUUAAAAAAAAAAAAAGAAAAGUAAUUGUGUAAUGUUGGAAAAUAUGUCCAUCCCUGUAAUCUGGAGAAUUCCAUAAAGCACUUGUGAUUGAUUUUGUCCAGAGCUCUCUGAUUGCUUUAUCUUUAAAUAACACUUUUACAUUUAAAAUAUAAUUUUUGUGUUUACUUAUACAUUCACUAUUCAUUACAUUAGUCAUUUACUAAAAACCUCUUCACAAAUGUGGGAUGUGUGAAGUAUGCCCCAACUGUGAUAUUCUUCCUGUUCUGCUGUGUAUGAAUUUGAGUUCUGUGCUAGCAGCUAGGCACGCAUGCUUCUCAUUGUGUCAUUUGCUUAUUGUCCCAGAAAGGGAUCUGUGGGUGUAGACUGCUGUGAAUAAAGUGGCACUGUGAUUUAUUCUAUUUAACAUAAAUCAAAAAAAAUUUUUUUUGUCAAUCUUUGUUUUAUUUUGAGGCAUUAAAGUAAAUCGUACAGAACAAUAAGAAAUAGUCUCAGCAGAUAUACGUAGGUCACAUACAGGGUCGUUGUAUACAAUGGCUGAGCCUCCUGGAGAAAUCAGCCUCUUUUUAAAUUAAAAGUAAAACAGGCCUGAACGGCCUCAGCAGCGGAGAUAUACUGCAUAACUUCAGACUCUUCACUUCUUUUGGGAGAGCUGUGCAUUUUUUUAAAAGGAGUAAAAACAUAUAUAUAUAUGGAACGUAUGGCGUUCAAGCCACGUUAGGAGCUAUUGUGGGUAGCGUUUAAGUGAUGGUUAGGGCUUAGCAGCUUCCACUGUGAGCCUGGCACGUAUGCUGACGCUCGUCGUAAUGUGGAGAUUACACAGCUCAGAGACAGUUUGCCUAAUUUGUGGUUACAUGGUGGGAGCUGGGGAGGGGGAGGGGGCGAGCUAGCAUUCCUAGGCUAAUCCCAGUUUCGGCCAUGUUUGACCUGAGGUGGAGCGUUCAAUGUGCCGGUAUGAGGGGCAUCUAACAUGAUGCUGUCAUGCAUGCAACUUUUAAUUUAAUAUAACAUAUAAGCAGGUGCAUCAGGUGGUCUCCUUCCCAGGUGUUCCUUGUGCAGGUGGGAUGAUUGGGACUACUUUAGCUGGGUCCCAGGUGGUGGAGGUAGAUGGGGCUGUGAGGCCCAAAGCCGCUAGGACAUUGUCCAUCUCAGUGAUGUUUGUCACUUUGUGUUCAGUGCCUUGAUGUGGAAUGAGGAGUACGCGCGUCGGUCCCCAUCAGUACUUCACUCCCUUGGCUGUGAGUGUUGCUGUCAUCGGACGAAGGGAUUUCCUCCACAGCAGGGUAGCACGUGGAAGAUCAAUGUAGAAGGACAAGUCCAUGUCUUUGAGCCAGAUUGGAUUCUUUCCCUUCGUGGCAUUCAUGAAAGUUUCCUGUUCCUGUCCACUCUGGAAUUUCACCAUUAGGUCACUGGUAGCAGUACUUGAGCAUUGAUGUCUUAGGCAGGCGGAAUAUUCCAUCAAGUUGUAUUCCCUUGGCUUGCCUGGGCGGUAGGAGGGCCGCAAAUAGCCUGUGAAUAAAGUGAGGCAGUUCAGCUGGGGCUAUAUCUUAAGAGGGGCCCCUGAUUUUUACAUGCUUCCAGCGCCUCUUGUCUUCCGUAGCUGCUAUUUGAAAUAGUGUGGGCGUCUGCUUCUGCAGUUACAGAACAUGUGUGGUGUAUGUUUGGGAGGUCUGUUCUGCUGUGAGGCGAACGGUGAACCUCCUGCCGUCCUCCCUCACCUGGGAAAUCUCAGCGGGGGGUUUGUGAUGAGAUUGGUGAGAGGAGCCAGUUGUUGGCUCCGGAGACCCUUUAUAUCCCAGGUUUUCCGGACUGUGUAACUGUAAAGGAAUGUCCUCCGAGUUGUCUGUGAAGUCGUUGAAGUCCACUGCCAUGUUAGGACUGGCCGCACCAUGCGGUCUCUGCAGCAAGUCUAGUAUAUCUGCUGAGAACCGUGGCCGAUCCAUUCGUGGCUUCUUGGUUUUUCUCCCCAUCAGCCUGGGUGCUUUUUCCGACCGGCUGUCGGGUCAUGUGUGGCUUUUUGAGGCCUUUUUUAUCGGUGCUAUGAGUGUGCAACUGAUCCCAUUGGACGCUAGGUCCGCCCCCCUAAAUCAGAUUUUUUGAAGUUGCCUGCAUUGUUGUAAAUUACUUUCAAGUGAAAUGUUUGCUUGUGUUUAAACGUUUUCACUCUGGGCACUUCUCCAUUCAUUAGUGGCUGUGGGCAUGCAAGUUAUCUUAACUCAAAGGGUAGAUAUAUCUCUGCUGUGUGGGAAGCUUAUUGCAUAUCAUUCAUCAUCUCCCCCUCCCCCCCAGAUACAUCCCAUGGUAGUGAGGAAUAAGAUAGGGAUCCUGUUCUUCUAGGAUUCUAGGCAUAGCUAUUUCCAUCUUCCGGGUCUUUCUAUAAUGUUUCUACUACCUAAAUGUGAUGUCCAGUAUAGUAUUAAGAUGUUAAAACGUGUUACAUCUUUUCACUUUUUUUAUGUACACUGGAUUGUUACAAUUCAAAGUCUUGAAUUGUAUCUUUUUUUAUUUCAGUGAGAAAAAUUUCUGUUGGAAUCCAAUGCUAAAUCCCGUUGUAUGUUUUUUUUUUUUUUUUUUACUGUGCAGAUGGCAUAAAUAGAUGUUAAUGAGUCAGAUGGAUGGCUGACUCAGAAACAGUGGGGGAUAUUUGUAAAAGUGUUGCUAAAAGAAAAGUGGACCAACAUUCUAAGAGCAGUGACUGUGGAAGCAAUUGAAAUGUCCCUGCUGUUUUCAUUUGUUUCCAUGGCGAUUACUCCAUUUUUAGAACUGCUCCAUUUUCCUGUUCGUUUUUUUUAUAAAUCUUUCCAAUAAAAUCUAUGCAGAUAUGUUUAAACCAUGUGUGACAGUAAGGUGGUGAGAUAAUGCUGGCAAAUCUUAAGAUUGAAUGAGAUAUAAGGAAAUCAACAAAGCACAUUUUAUAUUCUUCUAAGCACAUUGUAAAUAAAUCAACUAUUUAAAAAUAUAUAUUCAUUAAGCAUUUUUUAAAUUAAUGUUUUUCCCCCUUUGGAUCUUUGAGAUAUAGCAUUUUAUCUUUGAUUUACCUACCACUAUGCCUUAUGCAGAUAUUACUUCAUGAAAAAUGUACUAGGCAGACUUUAUAUUCUGCUGUCCGAUUUUUAUAUAUAUAUAUAUAUAUAUAUAUAUAUAUAUAUAUAUAUAUAUUAUAUAAAAAAAAAAAAAAAAAAUUCCCAUUUGAUCUCCAGCGUUAUAAGUUUCCUUUAAUCUCAUAUUACAAAUGUGGCUCUGGGUAGUAGCUGCAUUUGAUCUAAAACUCAUGUAAUGCGGAGUCAGAUUUCUCAAUUACUCCAACAUAGAUAGGGCAGGGAAACUAACCUUUACCUCUGGGGUAUAUCCCUGAUCGCCUUUUGUUUCUUUAUAGCUUCAUUCCAAGACCAACUGGUCACACAGGAGGGAAAUGAACUAUAUCACUGUGUCAUUUACCUGGCUCCUGGAGAUUAUCACUGCUUUCACUCACCCACAGACUGGAAUGUUUAUCAUCGCAGGCAUUUUCCAGGUAAGCCCCCCUUGGAUUUGCUAGGAAUAUUAGACUUUAUCGUCAUUUCUCCCCUUCCCCCCCGUGACUGAUCCCUUUCUGCCAGUUCCAAUGCCAAAACCACAGAUUUUCUUGCUUGCAUUAAUUUUAUUACGGACACAUUCUUCCUGAUUUCAGUUUACUGCUUUACUUCAGGCUUUUUACAAUACCUUCCCUUUCCUAUAAAUGCUAAAUGUAGAAUCAUCUUUCUUUUAAUGACUUCAGAACUAGGGAAACCUUUUCCCAAUGUUUUUGAUAUUUAAAUGUUUUAACGCAACAAUUAAUUUAGAGCCUUCAACUUCACUUGAUGGCUUCUGUUGUUUAAAUAUAUAUAAAAAAAACAAAACUAUUGUCAUUUUAUUAUUUAUUUUUUAAUUUCAAUGAGUUUUUAAUUUCAAUGAGUUAUGAACAUUUCCUGGAAAUGAAAUUAUACCUAUUAAUUAAUGCAUAGUCUUAUUCUAUUUAGUACAAAAAAAAAAAAAAAACCUUCACCUUCCACAUAUUAAAAAUCAAACAUAGAAGAUGGACUUGUGGAAUAAAAAUAAAUUUUAUAAUACUUCCUCCAAAAAGUAGAAAGAAAACCGAUAUAUUGCGUAAGAUCUCAUAGAGCAGUAUUGGACAUGAGUCACUGCAGUUUACAAACAAUUUAUGUGUGUGUAGUUAAAGCACUUUGCCCACUCAUUGUCUUCAUGACAUGAUCCACAUUCAACCAUUUUAUCUGGAUCUUGACGUCCAUACAGAGUUAUCUGCCUGAAUAUUUAAAGCCUCUAAUUAUAUGACAGACUCUUGGCUGUAUGCACUGCUGCCAUUUGCAAUAGUAAAGGUGAUAUUCAACAUAUGGCAAAGUCUGCUGAAUGGUCAUCAUGACAGCAGCAGGUUCAUUAUGAGUAAGGAUGCUGUUUCACCAGCUGUCAUGGUAUGUUCACAGUGAUGACUAACUUGCUAUCAUGUAGCCAGAAUCUGUAUCUUUGUAUAGAUUAUACAUUGUUGCCCUGGAUAAAGGCACCCAACUUGUUGGUUUACAACAUGCAUGUCAAACUCGCGGCCCACAACUAAUAUGUUUGCGCAGCUCCACGUAGUGAUGCCGGGAACCGGAAUAUGAUGUCACUCCGUCUCCCGACAUCACUCUGCAGUGCGCAAGCUUUGCAGGGAGAGCUUACACUGAGCACUCCCUCGCCGCUUGUCCAUCCCCAGCCUGUGUGCCCGUCUGCCCAGCAGCCCCAGGUAAGAAAUCCACCCAGCUCUCCCAAAGGUAGGGAGGCUGGGUGGAUUUAAAUAAAAAAAAUGUGUUGGGGGGGGAAAUGUGUGUUUGUGUCCAUGGCUGUCUGUGUGUGUGUCUGAGUGUAUGUAUGUAUGUGUCGGAGUGAUUCUGUGUGAAUGUCAGUGAGUGUGUGAGCGUUUCAAGGAGUAACUGGAGGAUCCGCUUUUUAAAAGGUGCAUAUGGGGCCAUUGGGGUUAUACCAGUGGCUGAACUCCAGACACUGCUAGUUGGCGGUUUUAUUUUACUUUUAAAUGGGACAGGGGGUCGCUGUUUUUUAUUUUUAUAUAUAUAUAUAUAUAUAUAUAUAUAUAUAAAAUAUAUAUAUACAUACAUAUACUUUUCAAAAUAAAACCUAUGUUUUUAUGAAAUUUUAAGGUUUUUUUUUUUUUUUUGUGGCCCACAUAAACCUUGUUUAUUUGGCCCUUGCUAGCUUUUGAGUUUGACAUGCUUGGUUUACAAUAUUGACACUCCUGGGUCGCACUGGUAUGUGGCACAUAAACCCACAGGGAGGUGUGAGCUAAGUAUGUAAUCUCACAAAUAAAAAAACAUUUACAAAAUUCCCACUGCACACCAGAUACCAAAAAUAAAAUAACUCUUAAUUAAUUCACAUAAAUAUUACACAAAGUCAGUAUUCAAUGAGCAGUUCAAAGUGAUCAGAGUUAAUCAUUCUACAUUGUAAAUGAGCAGUAGCAGAAAAAUCAAAAAUAACAAAUUAAUAAAAUAAGUCUGUACAGAGUAUUGACUGAAAGGAGUUGUUGACAGGAUCAUGGAUACCAUAACAACCAAUGUUUUGACCUAAAUAUCCUUUGUACAAAAUAUCCACUGCACAGUAGUUAGUACAAAAUACCCACCCAGCAUUAUAGAUCACCUAGGCUAAUGUUUUACGUGUAAUAAACUGAAGAUAGUAAUAUUUGGUUUAAGAAUAGUUACACUAAACUUCCCUGUUUUCUAGGAUCACUCAUGUCUGUGAAUCCAGGAGUUGCUCGAUGGAUAAAAGAACUGUUCUGUUACAAUGAGCGAGUGGUACUCACAGGAGGCUGGAAGCAUGGAUUCUUCUCACUAACUGCAGUGGGUGCUACCAAUGUUGGCUCUAUACGCAUAUAUUUCGAUAGGGUAAGUGUUUAUAACAGUAGAUGUUCCACACAAAUAGAUUUAUUUUUCUCAUAUUUACACUAAUUUUCUAUCCCCGACUAUUGACCAUGUCAGCAUAUACUGCCAUGGAUAAUAACCAGAGGAAGACAAUUAUGUUAAGUAUAAAUAUCCUGUCCCUAUUUAAAACCAUGGCAGCAUAUACAACUGGGUAAUACCAAAGUGUCAAGUGUCAAGUGACUAGGGAGUGAAAACCAGAAAGGAAGAGACAGCUGACCUGAAAUGUCAUUAAAUAGUCAUUUACAUGUUCAUAAUGUGGAAAAUACUAAAAUCAGAGCCUUAGUGAGGAAGUACUGCUAAAACAUAACAUGGAAACCCUAUUAUAUCCAACAGAAAAUAGAUGGUAAUCUGAUAAUAGAUACUGUGAUCUGGGCAAAAAUUAAAGCCAUCAUAGAUAACUAAUAAACACCACAGCAAUGGACCGGUACAAACUGAACUGACCUCCAUUAACAGGAAAACAAAGUCAGUGUGUACAGAAUAAACACUUUAAAUUUUUUUUUUUUUUUUUUUUUUAAUAAUCCAAUUUGUAUAGUAACAACCUGUGAAACAUGAGGCUACUAUAGUCAGCACCCGUUGAGCACAAAAGGUGAAAGCCAACGUAACCGGUUGUCAAGGGAGGAAAUUCUUUAAAUUUGGAAGACUUAGUGUUAUUUACUAAAGUAAGCAUUCAAAAUUAUAUAUAUAUAUAUAUAUAUAUAUAUAUAUAUAUAUAUAUAUAUAUAUAUAUAUAUAUAUAUAUAUAUAUAUAUAUAUAUAUAUAUAUAUAUAUACAGUUGCAAGAAAAAGUAUGUGAACCCUUUGGAAUGAUAUGGACUUCUGCACAAAUUGGUCAUAAAAUGUGAUCUGAUCAUCAUCUAAGUCACAACAAUAGACAAUCACAGUCUGCUUAAACUAAUAACACACAAAGAAUGAAAUGUUGCCAUGUUUUUAUUGAACACACUGUGUAAACAUUCACAGUGCAAGUGAAAAAAGUAUGUGAACCCCUAGACUAAUGACCUCUCCAAGAGCUAAUUGGAGUGAGAUGUCAGCCAACUGGAGUACAAUCAAUGAGAUGAGAUUGGAAGUGUUGGUUACAGCUGCCCUGCCCUACAAAAAACACACCAGUUCUGGGUUUGCUUUUCACAAGAAGCAUUGCCUGAUGUGAAAUGAUGCCUCGCACAAAAGAGCUCUCAGAAGACCUACGAUUAAGAAUUGUUGACUUGCAUAAAGCUGGAAAGGGUUAUAAAAGUAUCUCCCAAAGCCUUGCUGUUCAUCAGUCCAUGGUAAGACAAAUUGUCUAUAAAUGGAGAAAGUUCAUCACUGCUGCUACUCUCCCUAGGAGUGGCCGUCCUGUAAAGAUGACUGCAAGAGCACAGAGCAGACUGCUCAAUGAGGUGAAGAAGAAUCCUAGAGUGUCAGCUAAAGACUUACAAAAGUCACUGGCAAAUGCUAACAUCCCUGUUAGCGAAUCUACAAUACGUAAAACACUAAACAAGAAUGGAUUUCAUGGGAGGAUACCACAGAGGAAGCCACUGCUGUCCAAACAAAACAUUGCUGCACGUUUACAGUUUGCACAAGAGCACCUGGAUGUUCCACAGCAGUACUGGCAAAAUAUUCUGUGGACAGAUGAAACCAAAGUUGAGUUGUUUGGAAGAAACACACAACACUAUGUGUGGCGAAAAAAAGGCACAGCACACCAAUAUCAAAACCUCAUCCCAACUGUGAAGUAUGGUGGUGGGGGCAUCAUGGUUUGGGGCUGCUUUGCUGCGUUAAGGGCUGGACGGAUUGCUAUCAUCGAAGGAAAAAUGAAUUCCCAAGUUUAUCAAGACAUUUUGCAGGAGAACUUAAGGCCAUAUGUCUACCAGCUGAAGCUCAACAGAAGAUGGGUGUUGCAACAGGACAAUGACCCAAAGCAUAGAAGUAAAUCAACAAAAGAAUGGCUUAAACAGAAGAAAAUACACCUUCUGAAGUGGCCCAGUCAGAGUCCUGACCUCAACCCGAUUGAGAUGCUGUGGCAUGACCUCAAGAAAGUGAUUCACACCAGACAUCCCAAGAAUAUUGCUGAACUGAAACAGUUCUGUAAAGAGGAAUGGUCAAGAAUUACUCCUGACCGUUGUGCACGUCUGAUCUGCAACUACAGGAAAUGUUUGGUUGAAGUUAUUGCUGCCAAAGGAGGUUCAACCAGUUAUUAAAUCCAAGGGUUCACAUACUUUUUCCACCUGCACUGUGAAUGUUUACAUGGUGUGUUCAAUAAAAACAUGGCAACAUUUCAUUCUUUGUGUGUUAUUAGUUUAAGCAGACUGUGAUUGUCUAUUGUUGUGACUUAGAUGAUGAUCAGAUCACAUUUUAUGACCAAUUUGUGCAGAAAUCCAUAUCAUUCCAAAGGGUUCACAUACUUUUUCUUGCAACUGUGUGUAUGUAUGUAUAUAUAUAUAUAUAAUUUAUUUUUUUACCGUAAAAUUGAUAUUCACUUUGAAUUCUCACUUUAGUGAAUAACCCUGACAAUCUAGGAACCACUGAGGGUUCCCUUUUCAAGCAAACACUGAGGGAAAAAUAGUAGAUAAAAAUCAGAGACCACAUUUUAACCCUUAAUAGGGAACACAUGUAGUGGGUGGCAGAGCUGUAACACGGCUGUGUAAUACAAAGAGGAGUACUAAAUUAAGCUCUGCGCUCAAUCUCCCACUACUUCUGGGCGAGUUUGAAUGGAGGGAUUCGUUUUGUAUUUGUUAAUGUAUUACAUAGCCAUGUUACAAUACUGAAACCCACCCCAUGUUUACCCUAUGAAUGCAUAAUAAGUGUGUAGGGGUUCAUAAGUACAUCCAUUUCUGUCUCAUUAGUGAUUUUGCCAUUUAGCUCAAGGUUAAUUGUUAGUGUAGGACUCAACUAAGAAGUUUUGCCUUGAUGUGGCAGGUGAGCUUGCACUGCAACGGUCAUUUGAGUGAUACUAAGAAAAACCUCCAAUAACUUUUUUUGUUUCUAUUCUAUGUAUUGGGGUUAAUGAGUACUAUAGUGAUUUUUCCUGCCCAGGAGUAGUGGGAGUUUGAAUACAGGGCUUAAUUGUAUCCAUUAAAGGACCACUAUAGGCAUCCUGACCACUUCAGCUUAAUGAAGUGGUCUGGGUGCCAGGUCCAGCUAGGGUUAACCCUUUUUUUAAAUAAACAUAGUUUCAGAGAAACUGCUAUGUUAGGGUUAAUCCAGCCUGCAGUGGUUGUUUCAUUGACAUCCGCUAGAGGCGCUUGCGUGCUUCUCACUGUGAAAAUCCCAGUGAGAAGACGCCAGCGUCCAUAGGAAAGCAUUGAGAAUGCUUUCCUAUGGACUGGCUGAAUGCGCGCGCAGCUCUUGCCGCGCAUGCGCAUUCAGGCGCGGAGGAGGAGAGCUCCCCGCCUGGUGCUGGAGAAAGAGGUAAGUUUAACCCCUUCCUCUCCCCAGAGCCCUCAGGGCACUAUAGUGGUCUUUUAAGUAUAGCCAUAACCGGCACUGGUUUUUCCAUUUGUUAUAAGGAAGUAAAAAAACAAGCAGCUAAUAAAAACUGAAAGCCCCCAUACUACAUGUGCACUUACAUGACACCUUGUAAUAAACAAAUUACCUAGGCAGCUAGCAUAGAGGCAGUUCAACUGCUGCAGCUUGCUGUAUUCCACAAACAAAUGGAAAUGUGAUAACGGACACCCUGUAAACUGCUAAACUGGAGGUUUCCUUACACACUGUACCAUUGUGAUCUAUCAAGAAACAACGUUUAGGUAAAACCAUUUGUCACUUCUGUGUGGUUUGCUGGAUAUUUUUAAGAGACUGAACUGGCUGGGCUUACAAAAAUAGCCAGUAACAUUAAAUGAAAUCUUGGGCUGUUCAUGCACACUCCUUUUGCCCUAUUUGCUGAGUGGGCGAGCCAACCCAAUGGUAUAUGCUGCCAUGGUUCGCCAGGAAUAGCUUAAUAGAACAUGGUACAGGUUGGCCAUUUGUUUUUAUUUAUCCCUGCGCCCUCUAGCCAGACUAUGGUUUGCAUUCUAACGCCAUGAUUGGAAGAUCAAGCAGAAUGUCACACAGCUUUCAUAUGUUAAUUCUGUCCCAUGGACAACGUUCAUGCAUCUAAAAGCUUGAAUCUGCAUGUCGUUUAAAAUAUAAUCUUCAUGCACAGUACAACUGGGAAUCAUUGAAGCCAGUGGCUCUACUGCACCUGCCAUGUACAGUGCUCCUCCUAGAAUGUGUACUGAAUGGCUUGUCCCACUUCCUAGUACUUGGGAAAACUUGGAGAAUGUAGACAUUUAUAAAUGUAUUUAUUUUUGCAUUGCCUGUAUAAUGCGAUUAAAAAGAAGGUUGCAAUGGAGCAGUGGGCACUCCAGACACCAAAAUUACCACAGCCAGAUGUAGUUUUUAUGGUGUCUGGGACAAUGGAUUUCACACAACUAAGGAUAAAAGUAAUAUGUAUAUUGCAUCAGGAACUUUCCUUAAGCUGUAUCGCAAGUGGAGUCUGGACUGGAGGCACACAAAUAGGCCAGUGUUAAACUGGUAGAAAAUAAUCACUGUGGGAUGGUACCAAGAAUUUCCUGACCUCAAAGCUACUACUGAGUUGAGUUGCCUAAACUGCCCCUGUAAAAAGUUAACUGCUUUUGUAAUGUAAUCCUACAUGUUUAAUUGUCUCCUCCCUCCUUUUGUUUCAGGAUUUACAAACUAACUGCCCUCGUUACAGCAAAGGUUCUCAUAAUGAUCUGAGCUAUGUCACAAACCAUAACCAAGAUGGGAUUGUUAUGCGGAAAGGGGAGCAACUGGGAGAAUUCAACCUUGGUUCUACUAUUGUUCUAAUAUUUGAAGCACCAAAAGAUUUCACUUUUCGGCUAAAGCCUGGACAGAAAAUACACUUUGGAGAGGCAGUGGGCUCCAUGUGAAAUAUCAGUUAUACUUACAGGGAAUGUGAAUAUAUGCAGGAGUCGGUGAGACUCCCAGCAGCAGUAUGGUGCAGGUUAAGCCAUGUCCCACCUAUAUGUGCAGGGAAGGUGUGCAAAUUCAGGUCAUCAGCUAUGAUCACUGCCUCACACAGCAACCCCAUCCUCAUCACCUUAAGCACUUUGAGGGUUUCUAUUACUUUCCCUUGUCCAUGAGGUGUGGGUGAAUCAAUGCCAGCAACAAUGCGUGCAGGCUUCUUGGGGAAGCACUUAUUUUAAUAUCAUUUGGGUUCUUUUAUAACCUGCGAAAGUAUGCUCCUGCUUUCUUUCUAGAAUCAGUUGGUGAGAAAAACUGUACAUGGAAGCAAGAUAAAGAAUCAUUCAACCUCAGGGAAGUGCUAACCCCCUACGGCAGCUCACUGGUGAGGUGGCAAUGGCGUAGGCCGAUUGCACAGGAGGAUGGUUCGAGCUAAUGAAGCAAGUGGCUUCCUGAAGAAUAGCUUCAUUCCCUUGUGGGAAAGAAAUGAUUGUGGAGAUUACCGAAUCCUUCCUCCUGGCAUCCCCUGAGGUGUGACUCUGCCCGUGGGAGCUGUAGCACAUUACUUUUGUAUGUUUGAGAAGGUUAUGAAUUCGCUAACACAUUAACUCAUUUAAUAGCAUACAUUUUGAAAUAAAAAUAUAUAAUUAAAAAAAAAAGUGUUAUCGUUUGUAACAAUGUCUGUUAGCAGCAUGUGCACUAAUCCACAGUAAUCUAUAAAUGAGGGCAUAGCACCCUAAUUUCUUCAAUUCGUUUGAGAUAGGCCUGAACAUUCCUUCUCUCCAUUGCAAGAUGCUCUGUGCACACCUUAAUCUGCAGCUUCAACUGUUGGCAAAUAAAGAGAAGAGUAAUUAAAAAGUCAUGUAACACCACCGAUUUUUCUACCUGCUA